UUUAUUGUUGUAGAUUUUCUGUAAAAUGGCAGAGGGCGGUCUCUCAGUGGAUCAGUUCAGCUGUCCAGUUUGUCUGGAGCUACUGAAAGAUCCAGUGGCUAUUCAGUGUGGACACAGUUUCUGUAAGGUGUGCAUUAAUGGCUGCUGGGAUCAGGAGGAUCUGAAGGGGGUUUAUAGCUGCCCUCAGUGCAGACGCCCCUUCGCUCAGAGGCCUGUUGUGGGUAAAAACACCAUGCUGGCUGAAGUGGUGGAGAAACUGAAGAUGAUGGAGCUCCACCCUGCUUCUCCUGCUGGACCUGGAGAUGUGGAGUGUGACGUCUGCACUGGGAGAAAACUCAAAGCCCUCAAAUCCUGCCUGGUGUGUCUGGCCUCUUACUGUGAAACUCACCUCCAGCCUCAUUAUCAGUCUCCUGCCUUUAAGAGGCACAAGCUGGUCAAAGCCUCCAGAUGCCUCCAGGAGCAGAUCUGCUCUGAGCAUGAGAGACUGCUGGAGGUUUACUGUCGCACUGACCAGCAGUGUAUCUGCAUGCUGUGCACCAUGGAUGACCACAGAGGGCAUGAUACAGUAUCAGCUGCAGCAGAACGAGCUGAGAAACAGAGGCAGAUGGUGGAGUCUCAGAAGAAAUACCAGCAGAAAACCCAGGAGAGAGAGAAGGAGCUUCAGGAGCUGAAGAAAACUGUGAAGUCUCACAAGAGCUCUGCUCAGGCAGCACUGGAGGACACUGAGAGGAUCUUUACUGAGCUGAUCUGCUGCAUUGAGAGAAAACGCUCUGAGAUAUCAGAGCUGAUCAGAGCUCAGGAGGAGGCUGCAGUCAGAGGAACUGAAGGAGUCCUGGAGAGACUGGAGCAGGAGAUUGCUGAGCUGAGGAGGAGAAAUACUGAGCUUGACCAGCUUUUACUCACUGUGGACCAUCUCCAUUUCCUCCAGAGUUUCCAGUCUCUCUCGGCUCCUCCUGGAUCUAUAGUGUUUCCCACCCUCACUGCCCAUCCUGUCCUGUCUUUUGAGGAGGUGGUAAUGUCUGUGUCUCAGCUGAGGGACAAAGUGGAAGAAUUAUGUAAAGAGGAGAUCAGAAAGACACCAAAUAGAGAUCUGCCCUUUAUAGGCCAGCAUGUUCCAAGCCCUGUCAUCUCUGUGCCCACCCUCUCCAUGCCCCUUCAUCCUCAGGAGCUGCCAUCUCCAGAACCCAUCCUUUCCAAACCCAACAGUUCUACUCAGGACAGCUCCAGGAUCUGUAUUACUUACAUGUCUGAUCCCUUGGACUCCCAAGGCCCCCAGCAAUCUGUCCUCAUGUACCUUCAUCCUCAGGAGCUGCCAUCUCCAGAACCCAUCCUCCCCAAACCCACCGACUCUAGGUCUGCCAGCAUUUGUUUACCUAACAUGUCUGAUCCCCUGGAGUGUCAAGAACCCCUGGAAGCAGUGCCAAUGCCCACCAUCUCCAUGCCGCUUCCUCCACUGGAGCUGUCAACUUCAGAAUCCAUCCUCUUCAAACCCUUCGACUCUAGGCCUGCCAGCUAUAGUAUCUGUUCACCUUACAUGUCUGAUUCCCUGGAGUCUCAAGAGCCCCUGGAAGCUGUGCCAAUGCCCACCAUCUCCAUGACCCUUCCUCCACUGGAGCUGCCAUCUCCAGAACCCAUCCUCUCCAAAACCACUGGCUCUAGGCCUGAGAGCCCCAGGAUCUGUUUACCUAACAUGUCUGAUCUCCUGGAGUCUCAAGAGCACCUGGAAGCUGUGCCAAUGCCCACCAUCUCCAUGCCGCUUCCUCCACUGGAGCUGCCAUCUCCAGAACCCAUCCUCUCCAAGCCUACCACCUCUAGGCCUGAGAGCCCCAGGAUCUUUUUACCUAACAUGUCUGAUCCCCUGGAGUGUCAAGAACCCCUGGAAACAGUGCCAAUGCUCACCAUCUCCAUGCCGCUUCCUCCACUGGAGCUGACAUCUCCAGAACCCAUCCUCUCCAAACCUACCAACUCUAGGCCUGAGAGCCCCAGGAUCUUUUUACCUAACAUGUCUGAUCCCCUGGAGCGUGAAGAACCCCUGGAAGCAGUGCCAAUGCCCACCAUCUCCAUGCCCCUUCCUCCACUGGAGCUGACAUCUCUAGAACCCAUCCUCUCCAAGCCUACCACCUCUAGGCCUGAGAGCCCCAGGAUCUUUUUACCUAACAUGUCUGAUCCCCUGGAGUGUCAGGAACCCCUGGAAGCAGUGCCAAUGCCCACCAUCUCCAUGCCCCUUCCUCCACUGGAGCUGACAUCUCCAGAACCCAUCCUCUCCAAACCUACCAACUCUAGGCCUGAGAGCCCCAGGAUCUGUUUACCUAACAUGUCUGAUCCCCUGGAGUGUCAGGAACCCCUGGAAGCAGUGCCAAUGCCCACCAUCUCCAUACCCCUUCCUCCACUGGAGCUGACAUCUCUAGAACCCAACCUCUCCAAACCCACCAGCUCUAGGCCUGAGGUCUCCUGGAUCUGUUUACCUAACAUGUCUGAUCCCCUGGAGCCUCAAGAACCCCUGGAAGCUGUGCCAAUGCCCACCAUCUCCAUGCCGCCACUGGAGCUGACAUCUCUAGAACCCAAUCUCUCCAAAACCACCGGCUCUAGGCUUGAGGGCUCCAGCAUUUAGUCCAAAAGACAUUCUCAUCAUGCAGUCAUGCUUGUCUUUGUGAGACUACUUAUAGUGUAUGACACUUUUGAAAAAUUAUUAUAAUUUUUUUUUGGGAAAGUCACCACCUAAUUUGAGAAUCUGAUGAAAAACAUUGUGCAACACUGGAUUUAAUAUCACACUGCAGACCUCAGAACAGAGCUUAUCAUUUUCUUGAGGGUGGAAUUUUACCAGCUGGAAGUUAUUAAGAUGAUAAAA
Pygocentrus nattereri (red-bellied piranha) is the source of this 2848-nucleotide messenger RNA. RefSeq names its product proline-rich protein 36-like. Lineage: Eukaryota; Metazoa; Chordata; Actinopteri; Characiformes; Serrasalmidae. The record is from RefSeq and is a predicted model, not a curated record. The coding region runs from base 26 to 2611 and encodes 861 amino acids. Gene Ontology annotation, molecular function: zinc ion binding. The transcript is spliced from 5 exons.